AUGGUGUGUCACAGCGAUCGCGCUGCCAGCACUGGCCGUCCUGCAGCCAGACACAAUUUGCUGCCACCGCUCAUGCGCCACUUGAGAUUGGUCCUGAAGGGUGUGGCGAGGCACCACACACCCCUGUCAGCCCACACCAUUUCCCGCCAGCGAUUGGCACCCUGGGUACAUCACUGGCUACACUCAUGGGGUCAGUGGGCAGAUACAUUGGGUUGCCCGCGCAUCAAGGCUGUGCUGGGCAGAGCUGACAGCAUGGCGAGUUCAGAGCGUCGCAUUGCCAAGGCAGGGGUGGACCGACGCUGCAAGUUUGGGGGCCCUGCUAUGAGUGGGCGCCCAUGUACCGUGCCAGGGUGA
Messenger RNA from Auxenochlorella protothecoides, 354 nucleotides. RefSeq lists its product as hypothetical. The coding region runs from base 1 to 354 and encodes 117 amino acids. The transcript has a single exon. The record is from RefSeq and is a predicted model, not a curated record. NCBI's taxonomy places the organism in Eukaryota, Viridiplantae, Chlorophyta, Trebouxiophyceae, Chlorellales, Chlorellaceae.